This is a messenger RNA of Ornithodoros turicata, 861 nucleotides long. RefSeq lists its product as uncharacterized. The transcript is spliced from 2 exons. The record is from RefSeq and is a predicted model, not a curated record. Bases 1 to 861 code for a protein of 286 amino acids. Lineage: Eukaryota; Metazoa; Arthropoda; Arachnida; Ixodida; Argasidae.
AUGGAUCGAAAUCCUACCAGCGCAGGACAGUUUCCAGACCAGGGAUCGCCCCUGCCCGCUCCUUCACUGCCUGUUCAGGCGGUAUCCAUCAAGAUUCCCCCAUUCUGGCCAGCUGAUCCCGUCCUCUGGUUUGCGAACACCGAAGCACAGUUCGCACUCCGCGGCAUAACGGCUCAGCUCACAAAGUUUUACCAUGUCGUGGGUGCCCUCGGACCAAGCGAAGCCAGAGGAGGCACACUGCGGGACGUCAUCACAGUUCCCCCCGCGGAGAACCCUUAUGACGCACUCAAGAGCGCACUGACCAGGCGUACGACAGCUUCGAAGCAGGAACGCCUGCGACAGCUGCUCACAGCUGAGGUUCUCGGAGACCGGAAGCCGUCCCAGCUACUUCGCCGUAUGCAGCAGCUGUUGAGCGACACGGCGUCGGCACUCGAGGAGUACAUCAUGCGCGAGCUGUUCCUUCAGCGCCUUCCGAACACUGUGCUCAUGAUCCUUACCACCUCCAGCAGCAUCUCUCUUGAAGCCUUAGCGGAGAUGGCUGACAAGAUGAUGGAUAUCGCUCCGCCUGCUAUUUUAGCAGUCUCGCCUCCGCCUGUGCCAUUGCCUUCGUCGUCGGAGCUACAGGUUUUGCGAGACGAAGUGGCUCGCCUUUCGGACUUGGUGAUUUCCAAUCUCCGGUUCAGCCAAUCGCCAUGCCCAAGGCGCCGCUCUCCUCGCCGCUACAGUCGGCGUCGCAGCCAGCCUCCCCGUUCCCAGUCAGCUAACCCCGACGUCUGCUGGUAUCACCAGACCUAUGGCGACCGUGCCCGCAAGUGCCUGCCUCCGUGCUCCCGCCAGGGAAACGCCAGCGUCAGCAACUGA